UCGCCGCCAAAUGGCGGAGCUUACUGAGAAAGAUGACCCCGUUACUUCGUCUAUUUUACACUUCGUUCAAGAAGUCUUUCUCGUAUUUGUCAUAGCCGCAGCCAUCGUACUUAACUUUUCUGUAGUUUAUGUUAUUUGCAGAAACAAACAUCUCAGGAAGAUCACCACUAAUAUAUUCAUUUUAAACCUGGUUGUGUCUAACGCGUUAAUGGCAAUAUUUGUGAUGCCACUGAGCUUGGUAACGUUUAAAAGAUUGGGUUGGACCAUUGAUUCAUCGCUUUGUAAGAUGAAUGGAAUUUCCAGUACUAUGUUGUGCUUUGCAUCCAUCUCAACUCUAUGCUGCAUCAGUGCUGAUCGAUACUUAGCAGUGGUCAGACCAAUGCGCUACAAGCAUGUGCUAACCCCGAGGAGAGCGUUCUGCAUGCUCAUGCUGGUUUGGUUAGGGUCUCUGUCUCUCGCUUGUUUGCCACUGAUCACUAACUACGAGUUUCACCCAGGAACGAACCACUGCUCUCCUGCAUGGCAUCGUAGCUGUGAAUUAUACGGAUUCAUGACUGUUUUAGCUCUCGGAAUACCUUUAGUAACUCUUCUUUCCACUUAUGGUAUGAUAUACUCGUCUGUGCGUAAGCAUGCAAAAAGAGUUUCUCAUUGGAGGGUUUCAACCAGUGGCGCAAGCGGGCAGCGGGACAGCACGUGUGUACGAGAAGCUGAAAUCACGGGACAUGAAAUAGACUCGUUUCUCUCUAAUUCAGCGCUUGAUGAAGAACAUACAGAACGUAAUUUAAGUAGAUUCAAAAAGUAUGUAGAUCAGAACAAUUCGGAAAAGUUCAUUGCACCUUUACGAGCUUUUGGAUGCAAAGGAGAAUCUUCUAAGUCAGAGAUUCCAGACAGACAUCAAGACAAAAAGUUUCGAUCGUAUUCCGCAGGAUGCGAGCACGCUAGAACGGACGAGAAUAUUCCUCCUUUCUCCUUACGAAUGAAGUUAGCUGAGGAAGCGGAUAAUGAGCCUGCGAGACCGCGAUCGUGCUCUGUCAGCGUGAAAUUUUCUGUCAGUGAGCUCGUACCAGGAACAGUUUCACCUUUUUUUUGCCCGCAUGACCUGGAAGGAGAACAAUUCCACAGAUCGCUGAGGAUGAGUAGUUAUUGUAUGCUGAAGGAAAAAAGCUUUACUUUUCCAGAGCCAAAGUCGUGUAGCUCUUUAGAAUUGCGCCAGACCAUUGAUUCAAUCAAGGAAGGAAUGCCUUCUCAUUCAAUUAGUUUUACGGUAACCAGCGCUUCCACUCCUGCUGUAAGCCCUGACUUAAACAUUCCAGUCCCGUUUACUUUGAACAGAGUUAUUUUGCCAAAUCAGAGGUCUUCAGGAAACUACAAUGAAACGUCACAGUUUUCAGAUGAGUCGAAACAAGCGUGGAAUUCAAAAACCAGUCCUAACCAUCUUCAGUUACCGCCCACCCCCAUGCCUAUUUUUGUUAAACCUGUCAAUCCGGAUGAACCCGUCCGUGGUAGGAAAGCAAGUUUACCAGAGCUGAUCUCUCGGCCGAAAUCUCGUUCGCGAUCUCUCAGUUUUGGAACGUUGCAUGACGCAUCUGACAAGAACCCCACAUUACUUAAAGCACCUACCACGCAGAAAAUUAGUUCUCCCUUAUUACGACUUCGUGCCAUUUCAAAAUUUAAAAGCAAACUUCGUGUUAGCGUCGUACCACGCGAGUACAAGGUGGCUAAAAUCGGGUUCAUUCUCGUGAUGGUUUUUUUCUUAUCUUGGGGUCCGUACAUGAUGGUGCAUAACUGUCAGCCUUCCUCCAAGACCCCUCUGUGGGUGUACCGAAUAGCCAUGUGGUUGGUGUACUUGUCGUGUGUAUUGAAUCCUAUUGUGUACGCAUUAUCAAGUAAACAUAUCAGAACAGCUUUUAGCAACCACAUGAAGUGCUGUAAAAGGCUAAACGCUCGUAUAUCGAUGCGUCGUGCGCGACCAAGAGCGGCAACAAUAGCCUGAAAACAGUUUUACGUUUUCACAUUAAAUUGAUGAGGACACUAAUAGCUUUUCACAUUCACUAACACCUACGCCCUUGAACAGGGGUAAGGGAUGUUAGUAAUGAGCGAGAGUGACACAUGGAUGAGACCAGGCAAAAGACGCGAAAAUUGGCGUGUUCGCGUUGCAUAUUACUCAUUGUUUUCAUUCAUGGACUUAAUGUGACAAGAAAGUCUGCUUCAAACGCUACUUUGGAAUGUUUAUUACAACGCUGACAGAGAAGUCGGUAGAGAGUUGAUUCAGAGUAUUCUCUGUAAUCUUUUUGUGGUGAUCUUGAAAUUGUGCAAUUUAAGGUCUUUAUAGAUAUAGGCUGCUUUGAGUGAUCAUAUUCACCACGAUGAAAUA
This is a messenger RNA of Pocillopora verrucosa, 2374 nucleotides long. RefSeq lists its product as uncharacterized. Gene Ontology annotation, cellular component: plasma membrane. Lineage: Eukaryota; Metazoa; Cnidaria; Anthozoa; Scleractinia; Pocilloporidae. Gene Ontology annotation, molecular function: G protein-coupled photoreceptor activity. Gene Ontology annotation, biological process: phototransduction; cellular response to light stimulus; G protein-coupled receptor signaling pathway. The record is from RefSeq and is a predicted model, not a curated record.